Messenger RNA from Penicillium brevicompactum, 3705 nucleotides. RefSeq names its product glycoside hydrolase. The transcript is spliced from 9 exons. Gene Ontology annotation, molecular function: hydrolase activity, hydrolyzing O-glycosyl compounds; chitin binding. The record is from RefSeq and is a predicted model, not a curated record. Gene Ontology annotation, biological process: carbohydrate metabolic process. Bases 1 to 3705 code for a protein of 1234 amino acids. Lineage: Eukaryota; Fungi; Ascomycota; Eurotiomycetes; Eurotiales; Aspergillaceae.
AUGGUUGGUGUGGAACAGGAGAUGAUCAUUGCUCCUCAGAAAACUGCGUGGAUACCUGUGACUUCAAACUUGAAUGUGACGCAAACAAUCCCUGUGAAUCUGGAUGCUGGUCCCGAUUUCUGCGGUAAAGAUGUCUGUGUUUCGGGAUGUGACUCGAAAGCCGAAUGCGAUCCUGGCUUUGGUUCUGAGUGGGCAACUAAAUCAAAGUGCCCUCUCAAUGUCUGUUGCUCUGAUUUUGGAUUUUGUGGCACGACCAAAGACUUUUGUGGAAAUAGCACUGUCAAGCAUCCAAGCUGUGACAAGAACAAGGCGACUCUAGACCGCGUGGUCGGGUACUACGAAGCCUGGGCCAGCCGUCGACCAUGCAAUGCUUUCUGGCCAGAGCAAAUCCCCUUGGGCGUCUAUACGCAUAUCAAUUUUGCAUUUGCUGCCAUCGAUCCAGAGACCUUUGAAGUCAGGCCCGACCAGACUGAGGAUCUUGACCUUCUCAUGCGAGUCACGCAGUUGAAAACCCUCGAUCCUGACCUUAAGGUCAUGAUUGCUCUCGGUGGUUGGACAUUUAAUGAUCCAGGACCAACCCAAUCGACGUUCUCUGAUAUCGCAAGGUCAAGGACAAACCAAGACAAGUUCUUCCGGUCUCUUAACUCAUUUUUGUCCACCCACAACUUGGAUGGAGUGGACCUUGACUGGGAAUACCCAUCUGCUGAUGAUCGCAAUGGCCGUGCCGAAGACUAUAAAAAUUUCCCGGAUUUCAUUGCGAACUUGAAAAGUGCACUCGCCGAAUCAGGCGGCCGAGAUGAGAUUUCCAUCACACUACCUUCAUCUUAUUGGUAUCUUCAGCACUUCGAUGUUGCUAAGCUUGAACCCUAUGUGAGCUUUUUCAACGUGAUGUCGUAUGAUCUUCACGGGAAAUGGGACUUGGGCAAUGAAUGGACAGGUGCCUACUUAGACGCCCAUACGAAUGUCACCGAAAUUGACAAGUCACUUGAGCUGCUCUGGCGCAACAAUAUUGACUCAUCGAAGGUCGUGCUUGGUCUCGCCUUCUAUGCACGAGCCUACACAUUGUCAGACCCUAACUGCGUCAAACCAGGCUGCGAGUUCGCAUCGGGUGCCAACAAAGGAAAAUGCAGUCGAGAAGUCGGAAUCUUGUUGAAUAGCGAGAUUGAUGAAAUUGUUGCUGAGAAAAGCCUGACGCCUACCUUUUACAAGGGUGCAGACGUUCAAGUCCUUAACUGGGAUGAUCAGUGGCUCUCAUAUGACGACGAAAAGACACUCAGACUUAAGACCGAGUACGCUUGCGGCUCUUGCUUAGGCGGCGUCAUGGUUUGGGCCAUCAGCCACGACACAAAGGAGGGAAACAAAGUCUCAGGCCUUUUCAAACGAAAGUCCGUCGCUUCUGACUCUGAUGAUGACACCUACAUCACCAAGAAAGAUAACCAUGCUCAAUGUAACUGGACGAAAUGCGGCGAGUAUUGUCCCGCCGGAUGGAAGAUGAUGACUCGUGACGAUGAAUGGAGGCACAGCAAAGGGGAAAUCAUGCUUGAUGACACUGCUUGCACUUCACCGCAUGCCCGUCGACUCUGCUGUCCUCCUAGCGAGAUAGCCCCAAGCUGUGGCUGGUAUUCCUUCAAAGGUGGUGCUUGCUAUGGUGAGUGUCCAUCAGGCUAUUCUGAAGUGGGAUCCAACAAGCGAGGCUGUCGAAGUGGCUACCAAGCCGCCUGUUGCACCACAGAAGACUCCAAUAAAAAGCUUCUGAAUUCCACCAGGCUGUUUGAGGCAUGCGAGUGGGCUGAAUCUCCCUAUUGCCAGGAGGGCAAAUGUUCAUUCGCCGGAUCAGCAUGGCCAACCGAGUUCACGAAUUCAACAACCGGCAGUGGCGCGGCUAUUUGCAACAUCGAUCCGGGCAGAACAAAACGCGACAAGAACCAUUAUUGGAAUUACAAGGCUGGACUCCGCAAAUAUUGCUGUGACACAUCCAACGAUGAUGCGACCUGGGGUACUUGCACGUGGAGAGCUGACAUCGAGAACAUUGGCACAAAGGGGAAGAGAUGUAUGCCGAAUUGCAAAGCCAAUGAGAUCAAGGUCGCCAUGGAGGGAGGCGAGGAAUGCUUUGGUAAAGGUGGCGGCGCCAGGAGCUAUUGCUGCACUGGAGUCUAUACAUCAAGCCACAAGGUUCUGAACCCUGAUCUAGCCGGCUAUGAUGCUGAUCUUUCUGGCUGGGUCAAUAAUCCAGUCUGCGAGAAGAGCUCAGGUCUUGAUCUUUAUGCCAGAUCAGACCAAAUCCCUAUUGGCAAAACCUCUCAUUACCUGGCCACAUUACAUGUUUUGGCCAUGAUUCUUCGUGGCUCUCUUUCUGGAACAGAUUCCACUACAGUCUCCGGACUGAAGAAGCUUUGGGAUAAGUACAUCCCCAACCACGAUGAUUGGGAGAACCUCACCACAGACCAAAUCUUGUCUUGGUUCGGUUCCGACACAAAUCCGACGGCAGCGCAAACUAGCCCUGAACUAUGGGCCCAACGCAUUUUGUGUAACCCCGCCGCCUACAGUGCGAUGUUCGACAAGAAGAAAAAGAGCCAUCCAAUUUGUGAUCAUUUCAACAUUCAACCCAAAGACUACUAUCCGGCAGAUGGAUCUUCUGGAAGUGUGGACGAUGGUACACUCACUAAGCGGCUGGCAGAGCGUCGGGCCCUUUUCGAACUUGAAGCUCGAGGGCCGGCAAAGACAAGGUCAUUCGCGUGCGAGACUGGAACGAAAAAGAGACUCAUCAAGUAUCAGAGCCAGCCAUAUCCCAGUGUUGGUGACUGGCCCAACGACGCGGAUCAAGUCGAAACUGCCAGGGACUUGGAAGACUAUGAUCACUGCCAUACAUCGGCAAUGGGGACUUAUAAUCUUGGAGGAGAUCGCCUCAACUACGCAACCGAACACAUUUUUGAAAUCGAAUCAGUCGGGAUGUUUUGGCAGUGGGCGGCCCAGAAUGCCAACUUCGCAAAUAUUGACUGCAACUUUGUCGCUGAGUUCUUUAACAAAAAGGUCCUCGAUAACCCCACAGACCUGCCUGGACUCGAUGCUUCUCACCAAGCCAUUCCUAUGCAACGAGUAAUGGAGCAACUCGGAAGCGAAGAGAGAACCCAUAACUUUGUUAUCUUGCAUAAAUCCAUCAACCUCAAUAAAGCGCAGUUGUGGAGCCAUGGCAGACCCAGAAACGAUGAUUCCUGGGCUGAUUACGUGAGGGACGACCUGCCAAAAGCCAUCGAGUUGAUCCGCGAUAGUGUUGCUGUCUAUAAUUACAUGAAAACCCCCGACAUUUGGGAGAAGUUCAAGGCAAUCAACGUGGACGUGCGAGCGGAAAUGGAACUUGCCCAGACUCAAUACAAGAAAACCCACGGUAAAGACGUCGCUUUGGUGGAAUGUUAUGAUGCUUGGGUUGAACAUCAGUUGAGUUCCUUCGUUAGCGAUGGUAAGACAUGGGUCGAUGGUGCGAUUGAGAAGGUCGAGACAGAUUGGAAGCCAACGGAAAGUCAGGAGGACGAUCCGCUGGGUCAUGAGAACUUCCGGGCAUUGCAAGAGAUAUUGGAUAUCUUGAAGCAAGACGCGACAGAAAUCGAUUUGAGCAACUUUAAGCUUGAGGACUCUGACGAUUCCGAUGACUCGAUGGAUGACGCCGACGGCGGUGGCGACGGCUCGAUAGAUACCUCGGAUGGUUGA